Molecule: messenger RNA, 687 nt
Organism: Meira miltonrushii
Lineage: Eukaryota; Fungi; Basidiomycota; Exobasidiomycetes; Exobasidiales; Brachybasidiaceae
Exons: 1
Coding region: 1-687 (228 amino acids)
Source: RefSeq, a predicted model, not a curated record
AUGGUUUUCAAUUACAGUCGUACAUGUCAUUGCUUGGUUAUCUUCGCUUCUAUUCUCUUUCCAAUCUGCGUUCAGUCAACCUCACACUCUCCUCAAUCCCGCUCGUCCUCCCCAGAUUGGGAUGCGAUACUCUCAGUACCUAUCAAUGAAGAAUUGUUGUAUCCAUUUUCACAGUCAGAGUUUAUACCGCAUGAAGAAAUAGAACACUCAAGCUCAAAAACGGAAAUCAGUGCGAAUGCUGAACAAAAUACUGUUUUGAAGCCCAAGUCCUUUCCAUUUGUGAUGCCCGAGCAUGUUCGUGUCAUGGCGGUAAAGGCUAAGCCGUCAAGUUUGAGCCCGGGUCCUGACCAGAAUACUAAACAAAGGAAGCAAAAAAAAAUAUUCCGUAUUGCAGAUCUCACAGAGGAACAGAAGGAAGCAAGAAGAGUAAGAAUGAAGAAAACUAAUGCUAUAUACGAAAAGAAACGAAUGGAAAGAAUGAAAUUGCCUGAAAAUGCAGCAAUGCGUGAAAAAUUCCUCGAAAGGCGAAAAAAAGCAAAUCUCUCCUAUCGAAAAAAGUUAGUAAACGAAGUACGUUCAGGAACAGCAUCUUUGAAACGACAGCAAAGCUAUGUAAAGCUUUUGCAAAGGGAUCGUGUAAGACAACAAAGAAACAAACGUGCUGAUAAGAACUCUCAAGUUUCAUAA